Molecule: messenger RNA, 9928 nt
Organism: Sorex araneus (European shrew)
Lineage: Eukaryota; Metazoa; Chordata; Mammalia; Eulipotyphla; Soricidae
Gene: PTAR1
Product: protein prenyltransferase alpha subunit repeat containing 1
Exons: 7
Coding region: 91-1380 (429 amino acids)
Biological process (GO): protein prenylation
Cellular component (GO): cytoplasm
Molecular function (GO): protein prenyltransferase activity
Source: RefSeq, a predicted model, not a curated record
CGCGCACACGCGCGCGCUCCCCGCGGAACUCCCGGUGGGGGCUGUGCGCGCCGCCGGAGGCGCGUCCGAGUCGCCGAGGCCGCCGCCAACAUGGCCGAGACGAGCGAGGAGGUGGCGGUGCUGGUGCAGCGGGUGGUGAAGGACAUCACCAACGCCUUCCGGAGGAACCCGCACAUAGAUGAAAUUGGCUUGAUCCCAUGUCCUGAAGCAAGAUAUAACCGGAGUCCCAUAGUUCUUGUGGAAAACAAACUUGGCGUGGAGAGUUGGUGUGUCAAAUUCCUGUUACCAUAUGUCCACAACAAGCUCCUUUUGUACAGAACAAGAAAGCAGUGGCUGAACAAAGAUGAAUUGAUAGAUGUCACAUGUACCCUCUUGCUUCUAAACCCAGACUUUACCACUGCGUGGAAUGUCAGGAAAGAACUUAUUCUCUCUGGCACUUUAAAUCCAAUUAAGGACCUGCAUCUGGGGAAAUUGGCCUUAACUAAGUUUCCAAAGAGUCCAGAAACGUGGAUUCACAGGCGAUGGGUGCUACAACAGCUAAUUCAGGAAACCUCCUCGCCUGCCUUUGUAAGCAAAGGAAACUUGGGGACUGUUCCUGCAGAAAGGACACAGCGACUAAUACAAGAAGAGAUGGAGGUCUGUGGCGAAGCAGCGGGGAGAUACCCAAGCAAUUACAAUGCUUGGUCCCACCGCAUCUGGGUCUUACAACACCUUGCCAAAUUAGACAUCAAGAUUCUUCUUGAUGAACUCUCUUCUACUAAACACUGGGCAUCCAUGCAUGUAUCUGACCACAGCGGUUUUCACUACCGCCAGUUUUUGUUAAAGUCAUUGAUUAGCCAAACUGUGAUAGUUGGUUCUGUGUUGGAGCAAAAUCAUUUGAGAAGUGAGCAAACCUUAAUUCUUCCAAAAGAUGAAGAAGCAUCAGCCUCAGCAGAAGAACCAAGGAUAAAUCUUCCUCGUCUUCUAGAAGAAGAAGUUGAGUUCAGUACUGAUCUCAUUGAUUCCUACCCAGGACAUGAAACUCUUUGGUGUCAUAGACGACAUGUUUUCUACCUUCAGCAUCACUUGAAUGGUAGGCUUCCUCACUGUGUGACCCAGUUGUCACCUGCAGACAGCACUGGGGGAACUGUAAAUGACUUGCACCUCAUCCCAGGAGGCACCCACAUUUCUCAGGCAAUGGAGGUGGAUGGACUGAGUGACUCUAACAAGCAGGGCUUUUCUCAGGAAACCAAACGCCUGAAGCGGACCCCAGCUCCUGACUCUCUCGGCCUGGAAAUGGAGCACAGGUUCAUCGAUCAAGUAUUGUCCACGUGCCGGAAUGUGGAGCAGGCCAGAUUUGCCAAUGCAUACAGAAAAUGGCUGGUUACACUGAGUCAGUGAAAGAAAUGGAUUAGCCCUGCAAGGUCCCCUUUUAGUGCAAUAUUGUUUUCCUUUCUUAUUUACAUAGUUGCAUGAAUUAUUUCUGUAAUUGGCUAACUAUAUAUGUUCUUCAUCUUUAGGUUAAAAGUCCAUAGGGGAUCUUUAUUUAUUUUGUUAAGAACUGACAUUCCUUUGAGGAUACAGUAAUUCUGUAGUUCCUUCCUGCUAAAAAGUGAGUCUUAAUGUUUUUAACUUCUUAUCCUUUAUAUUUCUGUACAUGAGAUUUCUUGUCAUUUGGUUCUUUUAAAGUGGUUCAAGUAUACCACCCCCCGCAGUGCAAUUGCUGCAUAGGCUCAUUUUUUAAAAGUGAAAAUUUAUGCUAUAGUUCUACUUAAGAACAGUACAAAUGCAAAAUUACUCAAUUUAGUGGUUUAUUUGAGAAUCAAAUGGCCUGAUAGAUGGAUAUGUGAAAUAUAAAUCAUUUCUUUUUUCUCUAGAACACCCUACUCGUGAUAGACCCACAUAACCAAAGUGAAUAAUGUUUGAAUUUAUAUGAAAAAGUGCUUCCAAUAGACCCAUUUUUGAAAUGGUUAUUUUAAAGAAACAAAUUUUAAGAUUUUAUGUAAUAGCAGUACUGGAAAAUUAUUUUUAUUACUAGUUUUGAUAGAUUGUUUUUACCUCAAAUUUGGUAUAUGCCAAAAACAAUCAGUCCAUAUAUAAAGCAAACUUUUUUUGAAAACCUGAAAUGCCAUUUUUUGUCAUAUGCUUACUUUGCUUUUGAAGCGACCCCGAAAAAAAUGGAGAAAUAUUCAUAGAAUGUCCAUUAAAAUUUUCCUUUAAAAAAUUUAAGUUUUUGAGGAUACACUGGAUAAAUUACAAAACUUCUUGAAAUGGUUAAUAGAAGUGUACUGGCAAAAGCCAAAGGAAGGGAAUAUUUAGAAGGUUAAUUAGUUCUUCAGUCUUUAUUUUAAAAAAUAAAGCAGUUUUUUAAAUUUUAGUACUAAAUUUAUCAGGGAUGAGGUACCAAAGUAUCCACCUUACUGUUAGCUGUGUAUCUUAUCUUUUUAGUAAGUAACAAGGGCUGGAUUUUUCAAGUCAUGAGGUAGGAGUAGGGAAAGGUCCAAUAAUCUAUCUAUUCCUCCUUCCUAGAUACUCUGAAUUCUUCCAAUAUAGCAUUCUCUGUUUUCCCAGUUGAUUCCAUAUUUCCCAUCUUUCACUUUUUCACACUUGUCUUUCCUGUAUUAUUUCAGGGAUGCAUACUGAAGAUAACUCUUAAUCUCAUGAAUUUGAGAACCCACUAAACAAACAACAUGCAAUAUGAGUCUGAACUGCUUCUGUGUAAGCUCUGCUAAUGGUGAAAGCUACCUGUAGUCUUAAGCCUGUGUGAACUGUUAGUCAGUGAAACAGCUGUGACCAACAUCAUUCUUUCUGCUUCCAAGGUUGCCUUCAGGAUGAGAAGACAGGUAUAGGGAAAGGCACUCCUCUUGUCACACUGUUGUGGAAACACUGAAUUUGAGUUAGGUGCCGAGCAUUAUGGGGGAAAAUCAGGCCCUUUGCUUGUGCGUGCAUCAUGAUUUUUUUGAUUGACUGUCUUGUGAGACUCAGGAACAUCAGAGAAGUAGUCCAACUGGACCCUGUUGUCAGAAGCUGCUCUUCUUUCUUGGGGCAAAAAUGACCUUUUUAUACUUUUGUAGUACUUUGGUGAGAAAAUAAUUGCCAUUGUUGAGCAUAAUUUCAUCAUUCUUUGGGUGCAAAGCAUAUUUUGAAUCAAAUACCUCAAGGUCUACCUAGACCUCUACAGAUAAAAUCUUUAGUUUAAUUUUCAGCACCUGCAGGGGUUGGUGGGGCAGGGGAUAGCUUAUGUGUGUACUCUUACACACGGAUGCUAUGGAUAUUCCACUAUUUCACUCAUGAAUGUUGCCAAAUUCUGGCCUCACUCAGUAUUCUCAUUGUUUCCAAGCAUCGUAGUAGUAUGUGUCCCAAGUAAUAUGGCCCCUUAAGCUUUGAUGUUAGAGUGUUAGGAUAUGACUAAAACAAAUACCCUGUGACAAAGGAGCUAAUAUUUUAUAGUGCUCCCAACAUUUUUAUACUUCCUCCCAAAUUAUGCCCAAUUUUGAUGUUAACUUUCAUGUAUUUUAAGGCAUUUACUCCCCCCCAACCCUUUGAAGCCAUUCAGCACUUCAGUAUAUCUUGGUCUCUCGUCUUCCUAUUCAAGUUUUCAGUAGGGAGUAAAAAUAGAACUAUCCAAAGGUUACUGUUUAUAUGUGACUUGUAUGUAUUACUCUAUUUCUGAAAUUUGAAUUGAUUGUGUUCAUUCACAGAAAAACUAGUAUUGCCUAGGAGGUAUUUUCCCCACCUCACCCCUGCCCCAGAAUAGUUUGAUGUCUAAAUUCCCCAUUUAUAGUUUGAUAUUAUUUCUGACAGACUGAGAUCAUGCAGUGAAAAGGAUACAUCUAUGUUCAGGGAUUUAUUACUCUUCACUUUAUUUUCUUCUAUGAAUAUGUCAUUAUUUAAGAGGAAAUGUAUACUGACACACAUUUUAUGAAACUUCCAUUGGAAGAAUAGUAGGCUGUUUUACCAUUCUGUGGAUCAGGAAUACCACUGACAAGCAACAAGCAAUAAGAUCUGUAAAUAUCUCCAACCGCCCCCUUCCUCUAGUCCACCAGUUUCCUAGUAUACCUAUUUCGUAAUGUAAUGUUCCCAGAAUCUGUCUGUGCCUUGUACAUUGUGAGGACUCAUUAAAUAUUUAUUAAUGAUUAGCUGAAAAAAGGGAAGACAUGAGGGAUAUAUAAAGUGAGUUCUGAUUGAGAAGUUGAUGAAUUACAGCAAUGAAUUGUGAAUGAAGUAGCUUUAUGAUGCUUCAGGGAAGUCAUUAAAUAUUGAGUAAGUUAAUUUAGAUGCUUUUCUUCACUUAACUAUCUUGUUUAAAUUUAUUAAAUCCCAGCCAAUAACUAAAACUCUGUAAUGAUCAAUUUGAGUACUUUAAUGUAUAUUUUUAAAUUAUAGAACUAAGGAAGCAAGGCCAUUUGCAUUACGAACACAAGUUUCCAUUCAUUUUUAAUGCUGGAGCUCCUAGCUUAUCAACAGAGCUAGGUCCCUACUUAGGGCAUCUGGAGAAAUGCUUUGACUUCAAGACUUAUCCUGUACUUACUUAAACGUUCAUUUUGUGUUUCCACAGCAACUUAAACUGUGGACCUUUUAGAUAUUUCUUAAACCUGCGUGAGUCAUUUUUUAAAAUUCAAAGAUGUGACACCUAUUAAUAUCCCCCUCCCUUUUUCCCCUUUUAUUUUCUUUUAAAGUUUUACUAUCUCUUUGGAUACAAUAGGCUCAAACAUUGAGUCCUAUUCCUUAGUCCUAUUCCUUAUUCCUGUGGUAUGGUUUUAAUUUAAUGAAAGGCUUAGACAUAAUAGGAUUAAAAAUUCUGAGGUUGUCACUCAAGACCACUUAAAUUUUCAUAUAAGGGCUUAUGUGAUACCUUGGUCCAAGAUAUGGAAGCAAAAGCUACUGGAGUUUUAUAUGUCGUUUUGCAAUAACACAUAUGGUACACUGUGGCACUUAGGUAUUCCAUUAUGUCAGUUUCCACUGAGACACACACACAUGCAUGUGCAUACAAAGGUAUUUAACAUGUUGAGAGGAAAUCAACGCCCUAGUGAUUCUCUAACGUAGUAUGAGAUUGUGUCUCACACAGGAGUGCAACUAUCCCUAGCUGGACAGUUUAAUCUCUGCCUUUCAGGAUAACAGGAAGUAGCAGUGUAGACUUUUUUUUCACCUUUGACAGAAUGCUUUUCUGAGCUUAAUUUUUUACUGGAAAAUUAUAAACCAUUAAAUAAAGUACGGUAGCAAGUUUGAAGUGCACUGUAGCAGGCAAACCUUGGUCUUCAGACCAUUUCUCAGAUUCUGCAGAGCCUGGCAUUCUUCGAGGUGCCUGGCACACUCCUAACGUGCUGCUGGUUCAUGGUAGGGACCUGUGUGCAAGCAGAGGAACGGUGAGGCCGACUCUGUCGUGAAAGUGGUGAGCAGGAAAAACCUGAAAAUUCUACUCAAAGUCGUACAGUAUCCUGGUUGAGGUGGGGAGGUGGAUAAUCUAUACACACUGUUAACGCAAGUGCCUUGCAUAUACUGCAGGGUGGGUGGGUGGGGAACAAGAUUUAUUUAAGCCUAAUGCUUAGGUAGAAGACAGAAGCUCCAAGUCUUGGUGUUUGAUUGUGACUUGCUUUCUUUAUUCCACUUGUUGGGCAUGGUACCACAGCACUUUUUUUAUCCUUGAAUGUGAUACUGGUAUGAGCAGGUAGAAUGUUUUGGGUUGUAUUUAAUUAUCGUUUUUAAGCACCCUACUGAGAAUAAUGUGUUCUGUAUGACAGAGACCUCUUGAGUCGGGUGAUAUCAUAUAGUCAUAAUUAAAGAUCAGCCAGGACCCUGUCCAUCCCGGCUUUAAAUGGAAGCAAUGCCACUCCACCCUACGAGAGAGGCCAUAUAGUUGUCCUAACUGAGUCCUUUGCCUCAUUUUAGGGAUUUGAAGGACUCCUUCCCAAAUUCAGGGUUACACGAGGUAGUUGAAAGAAAGAGGGGCAUGGGACCUUUAUCCUUUGAAAUGUUGGAGAAGAAAAGACGGGUAAAAUUUAAACUAUGUCCUUUAUAAAGCGGGGCGGAGGGAAUAUGAAGAGGGAAGGGAGGAAUAGGAAUUUCGCAUCAUGAGAUAGCAUGUAAUUUUAACUGAUCAGGUCAUUAAAGAAAAAAAUUAUAGCUAAAGAUUCCAAAGUGCUUUCCAGGGAACUGCUGAAUAAUAUAAUUCCUCAAGGGCACGAAUAUAUCAAUCACAUUUAUAAUGGAGACCAUUUUGACAGUUGUGAAUCUGGGGUGUGGAAGCCUCAGCUCUCAGCUGUGACUGGUGUAGCCUCAUCAGGCCAUGGUAACACUGUAAAACCAAACCCUGUGUUGAAACAGCAGCGGUACCUUAGUCUGCUGAUGAAACCUUGUGCUUCCAAGAAUAUUCGCUCUAUGUAGCUUGUGCUUUUUGGACAGUGAUCUGGUCCACAAAGCUAACCUGUCAUUUCUCCUAUUAGUCUGUUAUUCCUCAGGGUGUAGAAGAUUUAGUAAAUUUAGGACAAAAUUUUAUAUUCUGUGCAAAAAAAAUGAAAUUGCAAAAACAUGUGAAAUAUAUAACUAGCUCUUAAAAUUUUAGCGUAGAUAGUAUUUUUUAUAACCUGCAACUGGUACAGUAGAUCAUAGUUGCUCCGUGGUUGCCUCAUUGUCUCAGCUUUUGUCCUUGUGGCUCUAUUGUGAGUGUUCUUUGACAUGUGCCAUCUAUGGCGAUAGUUUCUGUAUUGUGUUUUUCAUGUUUGGCCCAGAUCAGAUUGUUUCAGUUGGCAUCAUUCUCAGUUUUGGGAAAUCCUACUGAAGUAAAUGGUUACUGUUGAUUUUCAAACCAGCAAUUCUUUUGCUUUAAACUUUAUUUUCCCUAGAAGAGUAUUUUACGUCCAGAUCCCUAUACAUAUUAAGUGCAUUGCAUAAUGCCUUGAACCUUGUAAGAAUUUAAUAGGUCAGAAUUGUUAAAGGUUAGUCGAAAGUAACUUCUGUCUGUCUUAGGCCUAUUUUUCUCAUUCUUUGCUUCUAGAGAAAUACAAAAGAUACAUAAUCAGGUUUGAGUGUAAAAAACAGUGAUUAGCAGAUAUACAGCAUUGCAAGUGAAAUUUAGGUUAGAUAUUUUAAAAGCAUAUACCUGUAUGUACAUUGCCAUUGCACAAAUACAUAUAAAUGGAAUUCAGAAGUUGAAUUAGUAUAGUGGUAUAAUUUGUUAAUAAAAAUUAAUCUGAAGGAUUUUUAUUUUCCAGUUUACUUAAAAGUGCUUCUAUUCAAGGCAGUUUCAUUAGACAAGCCACCUCAAGCAAAACUUGCAACCUACACAUAUACCCACUAAAAGUCUAAAUAAACCGUGUGUGUGUGUGUGUGUGUGUGUGUGUGUGUGUGUGUGUGUGUGUAUGAGUGACUUUAUAUUAAGCCUCUGGUUGCUUGUGGCCCAUUCUUUAUGGCUUUCCUUCCAUAGCUUUAGGAAGUCAGCCUUACUGGUGUUUAUGGCAAUCACUUUCCUUAAAGUACUAUGCAGCAUAGUUCAGGCCUUUAUCUUUAUAAAGUGAUUUUGAGGGUUUUUAAUGUCAUAGGGAUGCACCAUUUAACACAUCUAAGCGUUGAGUCAUCCAGCGGUCUGCCAGAAAUGCUCAUGUACAUGUAUUUUCCCUCACAAUACCGUUUUGUAUUUGGAGCAGUUCAUCCUUCUUCCUUACAGAAUGAGUGUAAACUGCAGUCAUCUUAGGUGCUUAAUACAUAUUUAGUCAACUAUUGAUCAAACUGAGCAUUCCGAAAAUAGAUUCUUGUCAUCUUUUCACUGAGGAAUUUACUUUUAGAGUAAUAUAUGUUUCAGAUACAAGAAUUGUAUUAUUUGAUGUGAAUCAUUAGGCUUAUUUAGACUAGACUUAGUAACAAAAUUAAAAUGUUUAUGUAGAACAAGAUCUGGCAGUAGGAGAUAGGAAAAGUUUAAUACCAUUUUGUCAAGGCACAUUAAUAAGUGUGAUGAAAUGGUUUAAUAGGCUGCUGAACUCCACACUAUAGUCUUCUGGUAUUAUUUCUAUGUUGCAGUCAGUUUCUUUGUAGCAUCCAAUAUUAAUUUGGUUUAGUUCCUGUCUAUUUCUUCUCAAGGUUGCUUUCUUAAAAGUGGUAAUAGUAAAAUAUGAAAUAGUAAAUACUUUCUUACUUUCUCAGAAUAUCUUGAAAAUAAUUUAUGAAUUUGUGAAUGAUGUAGUAGUUUCAGAGACUCUUAACACUUAAACUGCUCUUUGAGCAUUUUUGACUACUUACCUAUUAGAAACAAAGAGUUAGCAAUCAGACAUUCCAACCUCAGCUGUUAGGAGCAGAGUGCCGGUAUAACUGGGUACUGCCUUCCAGUGAGUUUGGAUGCUCGACUGUAAUGCUGGUGUCUAACUGAGGUGACCACUGUCAGUGUUGCAUUUUGGUUUGUGUUAUUUCAAGAAUAACAUAUAUUCUAGAUUAACUCGGUUUUUAGUUGGACAGAAUAAAAGAUGAGAUGUUGUAUGUCAAAUACAUAUUCUGCUACGAAAACUGUAAAAGACAUGAAAACUGAUAAUGGGUCUUUUCAAAAAAUUAAAAUAAAUCAAGUCUCUUAAACACUAAGCAGUUGUUUUAUUUUGACACAGAGAGACUUUAAAGAAUAGUUCUCUGAUUGUGCUACUAGAAUUUACCAUAUGUGUUCAUUUUACUUUGCUUGAUUCUCUAAAAAAAAGCAUUUCAAUAAGUUGUAAUCAAAAUUGUUUGGAGAUUUUUUUGGUAGGAUAGUUAAAUGGACAAGCUAUACAUGAUCUGUGGUGUAAAGUCAGAUCUGGGGCAUUAAAGAUAAGUUUGACUGUUUUAUUUUACUGAAGCUUCUCUCUGUCUUCACUCUGAUCACACUGUAGUUCACUCUAAUGGCGCUAAUUUCACUGUUUGCACUGUUGUUUCCCUCUGUUGGAGAGGUAGUUUUACUGAUUGUGCUCGUUUCCCUGUGUUUGCACUGCAGUUUCACUGUGAUCACCCUGUAGUUUCUCUCUGACGACACAGUGGCUCCCCUCCGUUUGCACUAUAGUUAUAGUAGUUUCUCUGAUUGCUUCAUAGUUGACUCUGUUCUCACCGCAGUUUUCUGUUCACACUAUAGUUUCAUUCUCACCACUGUCGUUUCCCACUGACUGCAUUGCUGCUUCACUCUCCUCGCAUUGUGGAUUUCUCUGACCACUCUGUGCGCACUAUAGUUUUGCUCACACUGUAGUUUUUUCUAAGCACACUGUAGUUUUUUCUUAAACAGUUUUCUCUCCAGGUAGUAAGUAGUCCAUACUAAAGUUGCUGUAUCUUUCAAUAUUAGUUGAUAUUUUUAAGGCAAAUAUUUUUGGUUUUUUUUUUUCAACACCUAAAAUGUAUGCAGAGGGAAAAAAUAAAUUUUGCAAUAAGAUAUUUUAAAAGUCUGCUUUUGUUAUUCUGGACGUUAGUACUCUAGGGUGCUUAAAGUAUAACGCUUAGUUCUAAGGUUAAUAUAAUGACUGUAGAUUAUUUAUUUCAGCACUGUCCAAUAGAAAUAAAAGAGAGCCACGUGGUAUAGUUUCCUAGUAAAUACAUUAAACAAGUAAAAUUAAUUUUAAUAUAUUUUAUUUAACCCAAGAUAUUAAAAUAUUAUUUCAGUGUGUAAUCAAAGUAGAAAAUUAUUAAUGAGGUAUUUCCCCCUUCCUCCCCUAUAGUAAAUCUUCAAACUUUAACCUAUUUUGUGCUUCAUAAUGCUUCUUAAUUCAGAUUAGUUGCACUUCAAAUGUUCAAUAGUCUUAUGUGGCUAAGGGGUACUGUUUUGGACAGUGUAACUUUAUAGGGUACAAAGAAUGACUAUUAAAUUGGGAGGUUGUGAGACAGGCAUAAAAUUAUGGUACUUAAAAAUUAGUAUACUUCCAAAACUAUCUAAUAGAAUUAUCUACUCAUUUGCCUUAUCUACUCAUUUGUCUUUAUUUUAAAUUUGCUCUAUGCAUAGACUCACCCUGUU